AUGGCCUGUCAGAGUCAAGAGUCAGCCCUGUGUCUUCCCACAUCCUGUGUGCUAACAGUGCUGGUGGUUUACUCUGUGAACUUGGAGAAAAAGGAGAAUGCCGCUGCCCACCACACGUCAGAGUUCCAGACCCAGAAGCUGGUGCUCAGACGCGGACAGAUUUUCAACAUGAAGGUGGUGCUAAACAGACCUCUCCAACCUCAGGACGAACUAAAGCUGACAUUUUCUACCGGAGAGAGAAUGUCGCACUUCGUGGAGCUUGAUCCGAUGACAUCCUUCCGUUCUAAGGGCUGGCAGGUGAAAAUUACCAAACAGUCCGGCGGCGAGAUCACACUGGCUGUCAUCAGCGCCGCCGACGCCAUGGUGGGGAAGUAUUACCUGAAGGUGAAUGAGAGUAAAGGUGGAAUAUUCUUCCUUCUCUUCAAUCCAUGGUGUGCAGAUGAUAGCGUUUACAUGCCUAGUGAGGAAGAACGGGCAGAGUACAUCCUUAAUGAUACCGGCUACAUUUACAUGGGUUUCGCCAAACAAAUCAAAGAGAAGCCCUGGACCUUUGGUCAGUUUGAGAAGCACAUCCUGAAAUGCUGCUUCUCCCUGCUGACCCAUCUGGAGCCCAGUGAACUGCAGAGCCCGGUGAUUGUGUCCAGGACCAUCUGCACCAUGAUGUGUGCCGUGAACAACGGCGUGCUGGUGGGGAACUGGUCAGGAGACUACAGCAAAGGCACCGCCCCCUACGUGUGGACCAGCAGCGUGCCCAUCCUGCAGCAGCACUUCAUCACCAAGGAGCCUGUGUGCUUUGGCCAGUGCUGGGUUUUCUCUGGGAUCCUGACCACAGCAUUGAGAGCAGUGGGCAUCCCGGCUCGCAGCGUGACUAACUUUGAGUCAGCCCAUGAUACGGGGAAGAACCUCAUAGUAGAUAUCUACCUGGAUGAAUCGGGCAAGACAAUUACACAUCUCACCAAAGACUCUGUCUGGAAUUUCCACGUGUGGACAGACGCCUGGAUGAAAAGACAGGAUCUACCCCAGGGCCAUGACGGCUGGCAGGUCCUGGAUGCUACACCACAGGAGAUCAGUGAGGGAGGCUUCCGCACCGGGCCAUCUCCACUGAGUGCCAUCCGCCUGGGGAAGGUCGAAAUCCAGUACGACACCAAGUUUGUCUUCACCGAGGUCAACGGCGACAAGUUCAUCUGGCUGGUGAAGCAGAACCAAGGCAGGGAGAAGAACGUCCUUAUCGCUGUGGAGACUGCGAGCAUCGGCAAGAACAUCAGCACCAAGAUGGUGGGCGAGAACAAGCGCGAAGAUAUCACCUUGCAGUACAAAUUCCCGGAAGGCUCCCCAGAGGAGAGGAAGGCCAUGGAAAAGGCCGCCGGUAAGCGCCCGGAUGAGGACAAACCCGGCCAUCGGCCAGUGAACAGCAUGCUUCAGAUCCAUGUCCUCCAGAAUUCUGUGGAGCUAGGCUAUCCUGUCACUUUGACCCUAGUGUUGAAAAGGAAAACGGCCACACCACAGAAUGUCAACAUUUCGUGCUCCCUCGACCUACAGACAUAUACAGGCAGCCAGAAGGCAAACCUGGGAAUCAUCCAGAGGACGGUGCAGAUCCAAGGUCAAGAAUCAGAGGUGGUUCUCAGCAUGGAUGCCAACUCCUACAUCUACAAACUGGGCAUGGUUGACGAUGAGGUGGUCAUCAAAGGGUUCAUCAUUGCAGAAAUAGUGGAGACUGGCGACAAGGUGGCCACCGAUACGACCCUGUCAUUCCUGUACCCUGCCUUCUCUGUUGAGAUGCCUGACACGGGCAAGGUCAACUGGCCACUUCUCAUCACCUGCUCCUUCAAGAACACCCUGCCUAUCCCUCUGACUAACAUCAGGUUCUCCGUGGAAAGCCUGGCCCUCUCGAACAUGCAGUCCUGGGAUCAAGGGACAGUGCCACCUGGACAGUCCAUCACUUUCCAAAUGAAGUGUACCCCAGUGAAAAGUGGACCCAAGAAAUUUAUUGUCAAGUUUACUUCCAGACAAGUGAAGGAGGUUGAUGCCGAGAAGAUCAUUCUCAUCACCAAGUAGCCCAGCUGGGACCAUGGAGAUGGAGGCAAGAGCCCUGAUUGGCUCUGAGCUUCUGCUAAGCAUGUUAGCAUUUCCUAAAUUGUACUUAGCGUUCAGGUCAGGGAUGAUUGGAUUUAAUUACUCAGAGGAGGGCAGAUUCAAGAGCCAGCCCAGCAAAAGACAGAGCUCAAGGGCCACUGUAACCUCAGGCAGUAGCUCCAUGGGACCAGGGCACCUCUCUGCAGCUCUGAGUAUACACCACAGAUAUCUCAAACACACAUCUAGGAGUCACGGCCUCAGAAGACAGCAACUGCCGUCUGGGUUUAGACCCAUAGACUGCACCCAGAGCUGCUAUUCUGUGCGACUGAAAGUGCUGGAGGCAUCUUCAUUUGGGCAACGGAUUCUGUCAGGUCCAGGGGUGCCUAGAGGUGAGCUGAGACCCCUGUAGGAAAGCAUCCUGGAGCUGGUCCUGGCACUACAUGCUCUUCCCAAGGCUCUGUCCUCUCAGAAGCAGGCCCACGCUGGCGUGAGGCCCUCUUGCCUCUGGGUGGUACAGGGGA
Molecule: messenger RNA, 2594 nt
Organism: Chionomys nivalis (European snow vole)
Lineage: Eukaryota; Metazoa; Chordata; Mammalia; Rodentia; Cricetidae
Gene: Tgm4
Product: transglutaminase 4
Exons: 13
Coding region: 1-2055 (684 amino acids)
Biological process (GO): peptide cross-linking
Molecular function (GO): protein-glutamine gamma-glutamyltransferase activity
Source: RefSeq, a predicted model, not a curated record